AUGGAAGCUGGCGUCUUAGCCAAGAUAGCAUCUACGGAGGAGUUGGUUGGAGAUCAGAUUAAAAUCCAGUACAUCCCAAGUAUAGAUGUUCUAGAUGUGAAUCAGAUAGGUAGAGUAGCCAACUGGACCACUCCCAUCAUGUCUUAUCUCAAGGACAAAUUCCUCCCCGAGGAUAAAGAUGAAGUAAGGAUGUUAAGAGUAAGAGUAGCGAAGAUUGUCGUCAUGGACGAAGUACUAUAUAAAAGUGGUUUCUCUCAGCCCUACUUGAGGUGUUUAACUCCAGACGAGUCCCACUACGUCCUGAGGGAUGUCUAUAAAGGAGCCUGUGGAAACCACUCAGGGGCCAGAUUCCUCUUCCACAAGAUAGUCCACGUAGGAUACUAUUGGCUGUCCAUGCAGGCAAAUGCCAAAGCUUAUUUCAAAGUGUUUGACAAGUGUCAACGCUACAACAAUAUACCUAGAUGA
Quercus lobata is the source of this 465-nucleotide messenger RNA. RefSeq lists its product as uncharacterized. Lineage: Eukaryota; Viridiplantae; Streptophyta; Magnoliopsida; Fagales; Fagaceae. The transcript has a single exon. The record is from RefSeq and is a predicted model, not a curated record. The coding region runs from base 1 to 465 and encodes 154 amino acids.